Bursaphelenchus xylophilus (pine wood nematode) is the source of this 1859-nucleotide messenger RNA. The record is from the annotation of a GenBank genome assembly. Lineage: Eukaryota; Metazoa; Nematoda; Chromadorea; Rhabditida; Aphelenchoididae.
AUGGCUGAAACAAGGUACGAAAGUUUGCUUAGAGUAUUUUUCACUUCUCUUGCGUUUAGAUUGAGAAAUGAGGAUUUCCGAAAACUUCUUCAAACUCCUUCGGUUCGUACAACGGAAAAGGUCUUAGGUGCACCUCCGCAAAUUCCAUCGACAACUUCAGGAAUAGCUUCCGGAUUCACUCACAAGCAGGUUCAAAAUGCCGAACAGAAGAAGAAGAAAGCCAAGAAGUUCAAUGCUCCAAAGGAGAAGAAGGAGAAAACAGAAAUCGACGAAUUAGCAGAAGAAAGUGAACAACGACUCAAUGAAAUAAUGAAUAAAUAUAGAGACAGAGCUGCUGAAAGAAGGAAAGGAGAAGGUGGGGGAAUGGAUUUGGAAAUGAGAAACAGAAUUAGCGGCCUUAGGGCAUCAAACGAUGAAGAAUUGGAUGAAAGAGAACGAAGGAAGCAAGAGAUCAGAGUAGGUGCUAAUUACGUCGUUUUGAUUUUUAGGAAUCUAAAUAUCUUGGCGGCGACAUUGAGCAUACCCAUUUGGUGAAAGGACUUGAUUAUUCUUUGUUAAACAAGACUCGGAGUGAAAUAAAGGUAAGGCCGCAGGAGGAGGUUGAAGAAGAGCACCUUAAAGAAGCAUUCCAAGUAAGUCUAGUGAUCCAAAAAGAAGAUGUUUAGAACCCAAUUACUCGCUCUUCUCUGAUCAAAAAACUUGCCAAGACUAAGUUCGCUGAAGAAGUAUGUCGUGUGCUGUUUGAACCUCCAGUGGUCAAACGAAAUGAGCUGUUCCAAAAGGGGAGAAUGGCAUAUGUUGUUGAUCUAGAAGAAGAACAACAGAACGACGUUCCGGUCACUCUUCUCAGAUCGACGGUUGAAGUUAUCAGUGAUAAGGCAGAACAGAAUAUAAAUGUGAAUAAUAUGAUCAUCAGCGUAGGUUAAAAAAAUAGAUAAUUUUAUUCCGUUAUAGAAGUUAACCGAUGUCCUGUCGUACUUACGGACGGACGGUAAAAAGAAGAAAAGAGAAAAAGAAGUGAUGAUCCCAGAAGGGCGUUCAAAACAGCCGGUAAGGGAUAUUAAUAUAUACGAUGAUAUUGGGGAGUAUGUGCCUGAUAGAAGUUCCAAAAGUCGCAGAGAUGACCGUGAGAAUAGAGAAUCACGUCAUUCAGAUAACAAAGACUCUAGAAGACGGGAAGAGAGAAGAGAUUCAAGACGAGAAAGACAUAGGGAUGAUAAAGACUAUGAUAGAAAGGAUGAUGGAAACAGGAGACGUCGAGAUCAGGAAGGACGGGGCCGAGAACCCGAAAAACGGUAGUUUUUUCCUUGUAAUCCAUUAUUUUUUAGGCCAAAUAGUCCCAGACACAAAGAAAAUACGAAGGCAGCAGCUCAGAAAGAAAGAGAUCCAUUCCCGUCUUUAUCUGGAUGGAAGAAUACUGUGGCUGAGCCAGUUAUCCCUGAACCUCCUAAGCCAAAGAAAAGUCGGCUAGAUGACGAUGAUGCCUAUGCCGAACUGUUUCCUUCGUCUGAUGUCUUCUUUGGAGCCGGAGAUGACAGUGAUGAAGAAGACUUCUCCAAGAUGGAUAUGGUGAGACAUUGUGUUCUCAGUGCCUUUUGUUCAUUUUUUUAUUUAUCUUCCUUCAGGGUAAUAAGAAAGGCCCAGUCAAACGGUGGGAUUUUGAGACACAAGAAGAUUAUGAGAAAUAUCAGAAUGGUCGUGAAGCUUUGCCUAAGGCUGUAUUCCAGUACGGAGUCAAGACAAAUGCCAAUCGGAAAACACGGAAAGCCAUGGCCGAUAAAGAGGAUAAGAAGGUUGAUAAGGAGUUGGAGAAGAUUGAACAGAUAUGGGAACAACGCCGAAAGAGCGGGAAGAUGUAA